Molecule: messenger RNA, 570 nt
Organism: Spathaspora passalidarum NRRL Y-27907
Lineage: Eukaryota; Fungi; Ascomycota; Pichiomycetes; Serinales; Debaryomycetaceae
Exons: 1
Coding region: 1-570 (189 amino acids)
Source: RefSeq, a predicted model, not a curated record
AUGAAUACCUUAGACUACAGAUUUCCCAAGACGUAUACCCCUGAAAAUCAUGAUAAACUUCCGCUUGAUGUCCAACUCAAUCGAAAUGUCCGCAUUGACUUGCCUAAACCGAAACCAAUCCAAUAUAUAACGUUGCCUAUUGCCCAAAGUGACGAUCCGUUAGAUGGUAUACUUUCCCAAUGCAAGGGCUUAAUUCAAGGGUACUCCUUGGAAUUACCCAAGGAGAAAAGCACCAAACGUAAAAGAGAAUACGAAGAGCCAAUUACACCAAAGCAUGCCAGGAUCACUCCGUCCACCACCCCAAAACUGUCUACCCCAGUUGCAAUAUUGAAACAAGCACAAAAGGGGAUAUCUGCCGACUAUGACGAUAGCGAUUAUGACCAUUUGGCAUGCCAUGCUGAUAAUAUCUUGCGUAUGGCAGUGGACUCCACAAUGUUGGGUUCAACGUUGGGUUCAAUCACAUUCGCUAAUGACUCGAUAUACGAGAAAGGAUUGGUGUUUAGCAAAGCCGUCAAGAUUGAUAUUAAUGCUGAUGAAUUAAAUGCCGCUGUCAACGACGAGUUACUCUAA